GUGACAUAACACUGAUGUGAAGAUGAGCUCGGGGUGUAUAUAAAGAGAGGGUGCUGGACACAGGCACAGGUGUACUGACCACUGUGAAAUGGCCAUGUCUGAGUCUUCGCUGGCAGUGUGUGUCCUCUGUCUACUGGCGCUGUCCGCACUCUCCUCAGCCUGCUACAUCCAGAACUGUCCGCGAGGAGGGAAGCGUUCCUUUCCAGACAGUGCUGUGGUCAGACAGUGUAUGGCAUGUGGUCCUGGAGACAGGGGCCGCUGCUUUGGCCCCAGUAUCUGCUGUGCUGCAGAGCUGGGCUGUUACGUGGGUUCUCCGGAGGCGGCGAGCUGCGUGGAGGAGAACUACCUGCCCAGCCCGUGUGAGAGUGGAGGGAAGGCGUGUGGAUCUGAGGGAGGACGCUGUGCUGCCCGGGGAAUCUGCUGCGACUCCGAAAGCUGUGUUCUGGAUCCAGACUGUUCAGAAGACAGCAGGUACCAGCGUCCCGCAGAAGAAAGCACCGGACUGAACAGCGGAUCAACAGGAGAGAUGCUGUUACAUCUCCUCAACCUGGCCACUCGAGGACAGAGACAGUUUUGAGACAGUCUUUACCCUCUCUUACCCAUAAACACCCCUCAAAACAAGAAAUAUUGAAAGUAGCACAUACCCUCUUAUUAAAUACUGAGAUAUGUGUUAUUUUACUGUCUCACUAUUAACUAUAAUGCCUCAAAACUCUGACAUUUACAUUGACAUGCACAGUCCUUCAUAGGAUCCAGUGUGUAAAUAUGCAGUAAAUAAAGCUUCUCUUGCACUA
Molecule: messenger RNA, 791 nt
Organism: Astyanax mexicanus (Mexican tetra)
Lineage: Eukaryota; Metazoa; Chordata; Actinopteri; Characiformes; Acestrorhamphidae
Gene: avp
Product: arginine vasopressin
Exons: 3
Coding region: 89-577 (162 amino acids)
Cellular component (GO): secretory granule; extracellular region
Molecular function (GO): neurohypophyseal hormone activity
Source: RefSeq, a predicted model, not a curated record